AUGCCUCGUAUUCCUUACUCCCUGAUAUGGAGAGCACAUCGAGAGAAUCCUCUGCUACCUCUCCUUCUGAGGGAGUGUCGCACUGUCGAUUCUGCCCGUAAUGAGCUUCGUUGGCUCUAUGAGGCGGUUCGCGAGAAGCCAUCUCCCACAAAAUGGAGCUGGCUGAUAUCCAUGUGUCGAUUACGAUCAAGGGGCUUUCCGCUCCAAUAUAUCCUGGGCAAUCAGCCAUUCGGCGAGUUGGAAAUCCUUUGCCACCGGGGAGUCUUGAUUCCAAGACCGGAGACUGAAUCAUAUACCUAUAAGUCAGCUCAAAUUCUCCGUCAACGGAACGAGGGAAAGUCUGAGAGGAAGCUGCGUGUCCUCGACCUUUGCACAGGUACAGGCUGUAUAUCACUCCUUCUACAUACGCUGCUCGCACCUCAUUUCCAGAGGCUUUCCAUCACAGGGGUGGACAUCAGUCCCGUGGCAUUGGGAUUGGCCCAGAAGAACAUCCAGCACAAUGUACAACUGGGGCACUUAGCGCCCCAUGCCUCUACAGAUAUCCAAUUCCACCGUGCGGACGUCCUUGGGAGUGGCAGUGACUCCCUCACGUCCAUCCAGUCAUUACUCCAAUCCCUCGACCGAUGCACUUCGCCGCCAUCAGCAAGUGUGCAAUACGACCUCCUGAUCUCCAACCCGCCGUAUAUCUCCCGAGCAGAGUUUCGUAACGGCACCACGGCACGCAGUGUGCGACUCUUUGAGCCAGAGCUCGCCCUUGUACCUCCAACGGUCACGGAAACCGGCACCCCGGAGGAUAUCUUCUACCGCCGGAUUCUUUCCUUGGCCCUAGAGCUGGAGACACCGCUCGCGGUGCUUGAGUGUGGAGAUAUGGCACAGGCCCAGCGCGUGGUGGCUCUCUACGAACGGCUGGGCUCCAACAGCCACUCCAGCGCAGAGAUUUGGCCAACCAGCGAACGAGACCUAGCCGAGUAUGGUUUCCAUGAAACGGACGGGUCUCGCUGUGUGAUCAUUCAACGACUACUACCAUGA
Molecule: messenger RNA, 1029 nt
Organism: Penicillium olsonii
Lineage: Eukaryota; Fungi; Ascomycota; Eurotiomycetes; Eurotiales; Aspergillaceae
Source: the annotation of a GenBank genome assembly